Molecule: messenger RNA, 1140 nt
Organism: Dipodomys ordii (Ord's kangaroo rat)
Lineage: Eukaryota; Metazoa; Chordata; Mammalia; Rodentia; Heteromyidae
Gene: Rhot2
Product: ras homolog family member T2
Exons: 10
Molecular function (GO): GTP binding; GTPase activity
Source: RefSeq, a predicted model, not a curated record
GGGGCGGACCGGGUCAGGCCUCCCGGCUCGUUCCAGGUCCCGGCCCGCGCCGAGGAGAUCACCAUCCCCGCCGACGUCACUCCGGAGAAGGUGCCCACGCACAUCGUGGAUUACUCAGAAACGGAGCAGACGGAGGAGGAGCUCCAGGAUGAGAUCCACAGGGCAGAUGUGGUGUGUGUGGUGUACGAUGUGUCUGAGGAAGCCACCAUUGAGAAGUGGCUUUUCUGGCAGGACCGGGACGGAGCGCUCUCUCCUGUGGAACUGCAGAGCCUCUACAGUGUGUUCCCCGUGGCCCCCUGGGUCCCUGAGCUCCCACGCACGGUCCGCACAGAGGCUGGCCAGCUGCCCCUGCACGGGUACCUCUGCCAGUGGACCCUGGUGACCUACCUGGACGUCCGGAGCUGCCUGGCCCAUCUCGGCUACCUGGGCUACCCCACGCUCUGUGAGCAGGACUCCCAGGCCCAGGCCAUCACAGUCACCCGGAGGAAGAGGCUAGACCAGGAGAAGGGGCAGACGCAGCGCAGCGUCCUCAUGUGCAAGGUGCUGGGCGCCCGGGGCGUGGGCAAGUCCUCCUUCCUGCGAGCCUUUCUUGGCCACCGCCUGGGGGAAGCCCAGGAGUUCCCUGCAGAUUCUCCAGUUCAUGUCAUCGACACAGUGCAGGUCAACGGACAGGAGAAGUACCUGAUUCUGUGGGAAAUGAGUGCAGAUAGCUUGCUGGCCGCCUCUCCAGAUACCACCUGUGAUGUGGCCUGCUUGAUGUUUGACGGCAGUGACCCCAGGUCCUUUGCACACUGCAUCAGCGUCUACAAGCGCCACUACAUGGACGGCCAGACCCCCUGCCUCUUCGUCUCCUCUAAGGCCGACCUGCCCGAAGGCGUUCCCCCCGCAGGCCUGUCGCCGGCCGAGUUCUGCCGUCGGCAUCGUCUGCCUCCUCCUACCCCCUUCUCCUGCGCGGGUCCGGCCCAGCCCCAUACUGACGUCUUUGCCAGGCUUGCCACCAUGGCUACCUUCCCGCACCUGGUCCACACAGAGCUGCACCCCACUCCCGUCUGGCUCAAGGGGGUGCUGGUGGCUGUUGGAGCUGCCAUGGCCGCCGUCCUCAGCAUCUCGCUGUACCGGGUCCUGGUGAAGAGCCGGUGA